This is a messenger RNA of Ostrinia furnacalis (Asian corn borer), 498 nucleotides long. RefSeq lists its product as uncharacterized. The record is from RefSeq and is a predicted model, not a curated record. The transcript has 2 exons. Lineage: Eukaryota; Metazoa; Arthropoda; Insecta; Lepidoptera; Crambidae. Bases 1 to 498 code for a protein of 165 amino acids.
AUGACCAAAAUGAACGUGGACCUGCCCGGCAUGAUUGGGCAACAAAAUUUAAUCGUCGACGACAUUUUUACGGACAAUUUUAAGCGCAAGAAACUGCAAGAUGAAUACGGUGAUGGAAAUCUUAAGAAGCCCGACGCGUUUAAUAAUAACAAUUUGAAGUUGAUUAACAAAGAAAUAUCCCCUAAAAGGAAAACUUCAAAAAAUAUAGAAGAUAAUUACGUAAAUACGGAAUUAAAUAUAAGUAUAGACAAGGAUUCUAAUAGAACUAUAAGGCUGGAGCUUCGGCAUCCAGGGAGUGAUUCAGAUUACAAAAAUGGUCACCGGGAUGACACGAAUGAUCAUAGAGGCAUAGAGAAUGGGAUUGAGGAGUAUUCUUUGAAGGAUGGUGUGGAUGUUAUGGAGAGGGAUGAGAACAGUGAGGACAUGAACAGGCAUGAUGACUACGCGAAUGGAAACGACGAGGAGAACGACGAACAUAAGGCAAACUUAAUUCCAUAA